This is a messenger RNA of Xenopus tropicalis (tropical clawed frog), 3287 nucleotides long. RefSeq names its product hornerin-like. NCBI's taxonomy places the organism in Eukaryota, Metazoa, Chordata, Amphibia, Anura, Pipidae. The transcript is spliced from 2 exons. The coding region runs from base 12 to 2525 and encodes 837 amino acids. Gene Ontology annotation, molecular function: DNA binding; 1-alkyl-2-acetylglycerophosphocholine esterase activity. The record is from RefSeq and is a predicted model, not a curated record. Gene Ontology annotation, biological process: DNA recombination; DNA integration.
AGGGGUAUAAAAUGCGGGUAACUGUUCCCGCUUCUCACUCCAUUUUAGUCAGCAGAGUAAAACGGUUACGUUGGACUGUGCUGCCUAAAAUGGCGGAGAGCGGGGAUUUGGCCGACCUGGUCCAGAGGUUCCGUGCAGCAGCAGCCCAGCAAGAUCCGGAAUGGCUUCAGCAGCAGCUACGUGACCUGCUUGGAAGGAGUCCGGCGGCGCAGAGGGAUGGAAGGCCGACCAGACGUUCCAGACCGCCGGAGAGGUUGAGCCCGCAGCCCUUCAGUGGAGCAAGCAGAAGGAGCCGGAGGAGCGACGGGAGCACACAGGGGGAGAGGCAGAGCGGCAGGGGACGAGCGGCGAGCACAAGAAGGGGCAGUGAGGGAGCCAUGGAGGUCGCGCAGCAAGCAGGAGGGAGCAGCAGGCAAGUAUGCGUUAGGGCCCUCCCUGCAGCUCCGAGAUCAGAGUGUGAAGGGCAGAGCGGGGGGGCUGAAUCUGCAGAGGGGGAUGGAGCGGCAGCGUCUUCAGGCCCACAGUCCACAGGAGCAGCGGAGGAGGGAGCAGGAAUCGGCACACCAGGGGCCAGGGAGGAAGCUACGGCCCUGCAAGGGGGGAACACGGGGGAUGAGGGCACGGAGGUCACGGCCCGCCCUGCGGCUCCGAGGCCAGCGGGGAGAGGGAGAAGCAGGGAGGGGGAAGCCUCCCAACACACGCAGGCUGCGAGGGGGGGCAGAGCAUCACAGCCCCCAGCACCACGGGAGACGUGCAAAGCACGGAAGGGAGCAGGCAAGGGAACAUCCAGGGCCAGGACAAGAGACACGGCCCAGCAGGGGAAGAUAGGAGGGGGAGAGCAAAGGCAGAGCACAGGGAGCAGAAGGGACACCACGGGAGCACAGCAAGGGGAGGCGGCCCCCAACCCAGUGGGUGGCCAGGAGAGGGGAAGAGGACAUGGCACGGCUCAGGGGCACCCCCGGGAGCCGGGGGCAUCAAGGGAGAGCACCCCUGUAAUCCGGCAGGGGGGGGGAUCGGGCAGAGGCAGUGGGGAGGGAUUGCCCAGCAACAGGACCCAUGGAAGCAGCAGGCCCAGUAGGAGCAGGGAGCGCAGCAGGACCAGGCAAGGAGGGAGGCACAGCCCCCACCUUAGGAGCAGGUCCAGGAGUAGGGGGCACAGGGACUGGCACGAGCACGGCCACAGCAUGGCCAGGAGCAGAAGGGAGGACAGCGCGGCACGCUUGGGGACGCAGAGAGCGUGGGAACAGGGGAUGGAGCACAGGAGCAGGUCUAGGUCACGCUGCAGUUCACAUAGGGGCAGGCACUCGUGCUGUCGGUUUUCUUACAGGAGCAGCCCUUGCGGUUCGGAGAGAAGGACAUCGCAUGCAGGGACCCCAGCGCGGGACAGCAGGACACACGGGAGACAGUCAAGGGGACGGGAAGAGGACCGGGGAACUCAGCGCGGUGCCAGCCAGCAACAGCAUCGGACUGGAGGCACCAGGUUGGAGAGCACAGUCACGGCCCAGGGGCCGGCCGCGCCCUUGGGGCCAGGAGUGGGAGCGUUUUUGGGAGGCGGCGCCCGAGGCAUCGCGGCAGGCAUGCGAAUUUCCACAACGGCUCUGGCAGUUAGCGAGUGUCGACUGCUGGAGUUUGUAAAAGCGUCAGUGGCGGAUUCUACCUGGGCUGCAUAUAGCAAGGCUUGGAACGAUUGGAGGCAGCUGGAGGAGUGGUCCGGGGGGUUUGGUAGCAGGCAAGACAAGCUUUCAGGCCUGGUGUGGUAUGUGGUGUGGCUUGCGGAACAGGGUAAGUCAGUGGCUUUUAUUGAAAAACGAAUGGCAGCGCUGGCAUUCCGGUUUAAGCUCUUAGGUGAAGAGGAUCUCACGAAGGAAUUCCGGAUUAAGCAGGCAGUGAAGGGUAUAAAACGGGGAAAACGGACACGAGAUUCGCGCAGGCCCAUCUCCUUUGAUUUACUGGGUAAGUUACAGGGUGUCCUGCCUAAGUGUUGCCGCUCUGAGUAUGAAGUUAUUUUAUUCAGAGCAGCGUUUGCGCUAGCAUUCUUCGGGGCACUGAGACUGGGAGAGUUGGUAAGUAAGAGCAAGUCGGUCCCAGGCGGUCUGUUUUUUCAGGAUGUACAAGUCACAGAGGAUAGGGUUUUUAUUCGGCUGCAGCGGUCAAAGACGGAUGUCCUAGGAAAAGGAAAGGAUAUUGUUCUCUUUAAAGUUGACGGGGGGUUGGCAUGCCCCGUUGGCUGUCUUCACCGGUUCUUAAAGGUACGGCGGGAGGGAGCCGAGGUGUUCCUCAUACACGAUGACAAAACCCCUCUUACACGUUUUCAGUUUACUAACAUCUUGAAGAGGAGUUUGGGUAUGUCUGGGGUGAUCCCGGCAGAAUUUGGGACACAUUCCUUUCGUAUCGGGGCAGCAACCGAAGCAGCAAGGCUCGGUUUGGGGGAUCACACGGUUAUGCAGAUCGGGAGGUGGGAGUCUAAGCGCUUCAAAAGUUAUAUACGGCCUGGCUUAUUGGUCCAGGGCAGUUCAAACGCGUAAUUGGGGUGAUGCAAGGGCAUCAUUGGUGUAAGGGGUGGUGGUCAGGUCACCAUACCAAGUUUAAAAUGUUUGUGUUGUUUUCUCUGUUGGUUUACAUUAUUUAUUUUGCAGGCUGCAAAACGGUUGUUUGGAUGAUGGGCCAUUCGUACAUGUGUUGGGCCCGAAGGAGAGCCGCAGUUAGAAGAACUGGAGUGCAGCUGGGCUUUCCGGAGGACCUCGUGACACUAAAAUGGUUUGGAGUUUCUGGCCUAAGAUGGGAUGGCAUACUGCCAAUGUUGUUUAACUCUGUCCGGGCAGGCCACAGACCGGACAUUCUGGUGAUACAUGCAGGUGGCAACGAUUUGGGGGCAGUGCCCCAGAAACAACUUGUGGCUAGGAUGAAACAAGAUUUGGAUGCUGUGAGGUUGAGGUUUCCGGAUAUUGUUUUGGUAUGGUCAGAGAUAAUUCCCAGGUUAGUAUGGAGACAUGCGAGGGAUGCGGUGGCUAUUGAGAGGUGUAGGAAGAAGGUGAACAAGUUGGUAUCGCCUUUUGUUCGGAAGUGUGGGGGAGUGGUAGUGAGGCAUAGGUCUUUAGAGGAGAAAUUAGCGGGCUACUACAUCCGGGAUGGAGUGCACCUUUCGGAGGUUGGAUUGGAUCUCUUCAACCUGGCUUUGAGUGAAGGCAUAGAGAAGGCUUUGUUGUGGCUAGGUGGGGCACGGCGCGCAUGAGGAGUCACGCGCGCGCGUUCGUGGCGGGGUGAUUAAGUUGGGGGAAAGCAAUGGU